Molecule: messenger RNA, 1428 nt
Organism: Dama dama (fallow deer)
Lineage: Eukaryota; Metazoa; Chordata; Mammalia; Artiodactyla; Cervidae
Gene: YIPF6
Product: Yip1 domain family member 6
Exons: 7
Coding region: 293-958 (221 amino acids)
Biological process (GO): endoplasmic reticulum to Golgi vesicle-mediated transport
Cellular component (GO): membrane; trans-Golgi network
Source: RefSeq, a predicted model, not a curated record
AGUGAGAGAAGGAAGCAGCAGUCUUCUGGCAUACGGAGCCAGCUGAAAAUCAGGGUUGAAUGUUAAAAAGGGAGCGUAUUUAGCGACACUCCUGGCCCCGAAGAAAGGAACUGAGGCGACACGAACCCCCUGUCCAACACCCAGAAGACGAGAGACCAGUGCCAGGGCCGCCAGCAGCUGUUAGGCGCUUUUUGGUGACGCGGCCGCCUCGCGCAGACGCGGUGACGGGCCACGGAAUUCCACGUCUCAGGUUCCGCAAAGGCCUGUGGGAGCGACCGGUAGGAGGGCCAGGAUGGCAGAAGCGGUGGAGUCUCCAGGAGACCCGGGGACAACAACGCCCAGGCCCCUGUUUGCAGGCCUUUCUGAUAUAUCUAUCCCACAAGACAUCCCUGUGGAAGGAGAAAUCACCAUUCCUGUGAGAUCACGCGUUCGGGAAUUUGACAGCUCCACAUUAAAUGAGUCUGUUCAGAAUACCAUUAUGCGUGAUCUAAAAGCUGUUGGGAAAAAAUUCAUGCAUGUUUUGUACCCAAGGAAAAGUAAUACUCUUUUGAGAGAUUGGGAUUUAUGGGGCCCUUUGAUCCUUUGUGUGACGCUUGCAUUAAUGCUUCAAAGAGGCUCUGUAGAUAGCGAAAAAGAUGGAGGGCCCCAGUUUGCAGAAGUGUUUGUCAUUGUCUGGUUUGGUGCAGUUACCAUCACCCUCAACUCAAAACUUCUUGGAGGAAACAUAUCUUUUUUUCAGAGCCUUUGUGUGCUGGGAUACUGUAUACUUCCCCUGACAAUGGCAAUGCUGGUUUGCCGGCUGGUACUUUUGGCUGAGCCAGGACCAAUAAACUUCAUGGUCCGGCUUUUUGUGGUGAUCAUCAUGUUUGCCUGGUCUAUAGUAGGAGUCAUGUAUGGAUGUGAGAGUUGGACUAUAAAGAAAGCUGAGCACCGAAGAAUUGAUGCUUUUGAACUGUGAUGUUGGAGAAGACUCUUGAGAGUCCCUUGGACUGCAAGGAGAUCCAACCAGUCCAUCCUAAAGGAAAUCUGUCCUGAAUAUUCAUUGGAAGGACUGAUGCUGAAGCUGAAACUCCAAUACUUUAGCCACCUGAUGCGAAGAGCAGACUCAUUUGCAAAGACCCUGAUGAGGGGAAAGAUUGAAGGCAGGAGGAGAAGGGGAUGACAGGAUGAGAUGGUUGGAUGGCAUCACCAACUCAAUGGAUAUGAGUUUGAGUAAACUCUGGGAGUUGGUGAUGGACAGAGAGGCCUGGCAUGCUCUAGUCCAUGGGGUGGCAAAAAGUCAGACACGAAUGAAUGACUGAACGGAACUGAACAAAUUUUAUCUUAUCUAUUUUGUUUGAUAUUAAUAUAGCCACUCCAGCUCUCUUUUGAUUACUGUUUGUAUGGUAUAUCUUUUCCCAGUAUUUUAUUAUAUUUAUUAGUAUUAAA